Messenger RNA from Lactuca virosa, 860 nucleotides. Lineage: Eukaryota; Viridiplantae; Streptophyta; Magnoliopsida; Asterales; Asteraceae. The record is from the annotation of a GenBank genome assembly.
AAAAAAGAGGGACUACUGUUUGCUCUCCAAAACUGUUGUGUUUGGUGUUCGGAGAUUUUUAGGGUUUUGUGAUCUAUUCACACUCCUCGGUGCUCACCAUGACUGCUCAAACACAAGAAGAACUCCUUGCUGCCAUUCUCGAACAACAAAAGGUUGCUCAUGAGGAACCGCUGAUUGAAGACGAAGAUGAUGAUGAAGACGAUGAUGAUGAUGGCAAUGAUGAAGAUGAUGUUGAAGGUUUAGGAGAUGCAAGUGGUAGAUCUAAGCAAAGUAGAAGUGAGAAAAAGAGUCGGAAGGCUAUGUUAAAACUCGGGAUGAAGCCCAUUCCUGGAGUCAGUCGUGUCACUGUGAAAAAGAGCAAAAAUAUUCUGUUUGUGAUAUCAAAACCGGAUGUAUUCAAGUCGCCUGCUUCAGAUACGUAUGUGAUAUUUGGUGAAGCAAAGAUAGAGGAUCUGAGCUCACAGUUGCAGAGUCAGGCAGCUGAGCAGUUUAAAGCACCAAAUUUGAGUAAUGUGAUGUCAAGCAUGGCUUCUGAGGAGGCAACAGGGGCUGCUGCAAAUGAUGAAGAAAAUGAAGUUGAUGAGAGUGGGGUGGAGCCCAAGGACAUUGAUCUGGUGAUGACACAAGCAGGGGUUACCAGAUCAAAGGCUGUAAAAGCUCUCAAGGAUGCAGAUGGUGAUAUUGUUUCUGCUAUCAUGGAGCUUACAAACUAGAAGAAGAAGCUCUGUUUUGAUAUAUUCUUGUAUGUUUGAGAUCAUGUAAUUGUGUGUUGUUUGUUGGUAUGUUUAUGAGGGUUUGACUUUGAGUAAUGAUAAGGAAAAUGGUUUGUUUUGCUUUUGUUGGAAUGUUUUGAGAAUCAU